This is a messenger RNA of Aethina tumida (small hive beetle), 2030 nucleotides long. RefSeq lists its product as uncharacterized. Gene Ontology annotation, molecular function: double-stranded DNA binding; telomeric repeat DNA binding. Gene Ontology annotation, biological process: telomere maintenance; cellular response to X-ray; cellular response to gamma radiation. Gene Ontology annotation, cellular component: Ku70:Ku80 complex. The coding region runs from base 157 to 1716 and encodes 519 amino acids. NCBI's taxonomy places the organism in Eukaryota, Metazoa, Arthropoda, Insecta, Coleoptera, Nitidulidae. The transcript has 2 exons. The record is from RefSeq and is a predicted model, not a curated record.
UAUAGUUGUUCGGGUUUAUUGGUCAACCUUUACAUUGUUUAGGUUCUGUGGGUUGUUCUAUGGUUCAUAUUUAAAAAGGAAAAUUACAUAUAUUGUGUUUGUUUCGAUUAUUCGAAAUAUUUAUACUGUUUAUACAGUUCUUAACUGAGUAAAAAAAUGGAUGAAAGUGACUAUGAUUCGGAAAGUGAGGAUGAAGAAUCGUUGAGCUUUUUAAAGAAAUCGUACGUCGUAGUGGCAAUUGAUAAUCAUGAAUCGAUGUUUGAAUUAAAUGAGGAAACAGGGAAUGCUUCAUUCAGAGACUGUUUUGUGGCUGCACAUGAAAUAGCUGAUGCUUUGAUAAUGUCCAGUCAUGGUCAGUCCGAUUAUAAACAAAUUGCAGUUUGUGUUCCUAACGACAAUGAUGAGGUCUUGGUCAAAUUUAAUGAUGAUCUGAUCAAAUCUUCAAACCUGUUAAAUGAUUUAAGUAAGAAACUUCCAACUGAAUUGAAAGAUGAACAUUGUAGAAAGGGUGAAUUUGACAUGGGGUUAUUUCUGUUGUCAUGUAAAAAGUUGUUUGAUUCCCUAAAGGAACGAGACUGCCACAAAAUUUUAAUAUACAUAGUAAACAAUGAUGAUCCAGCUUGUUCAGAUCCUAAUAAAAAAUAUACGAUUAUAAACGAAGGUAAAAAUCUUAAAACUGCGGGUAUUAAUUUUGAAUUGGUGUUCAUGAAUGACCAUUUCGAUUUGAAUAAAUUCUAUGGCGAAUUUUUCAAUGCUUGUGAGCUAGAUCCACAUAUAAGUAUUUGUGUUGAUUCAGAUGGGCUGUGCAAAAAACUCAAAUCUCUUAUAAUACAGCCUUUAUUGAAACAAAAAGUCAAUUUUUAUUUGCACGAAAAAGAAACUGAAAGAUAUGUGAAGUGCCAGAAAUUAUUUAUUUAUCAACAGGCACGAAUUUUAAACAACGCGACAAUUUCAAAUGACAAUCAUUUAGUCAUAGAGCAAAAGGAAACUCCCAAAGGCGAAGAAAUUGAAACGUUUGAAGCAAGCCCAAGAAAAUUGGAAUUCACUGAACAAGAGAAAAAUUUAAUCAAUUGCAAUACAGAUGUGGCAGUUGGUUAUACAUUGAAAUGCGUUACAGAUAGAUUGAUGAAUCGCGCGUUAGUUUUGGGUAAACCUUCUUUUUUGAUGGCACAAGACGAUGAAGCACAUCAGUCGUCAACCGGGUAUAAUAUUUUUCAACAAUUUUGGCAGUUUUGUGUCGACAACGACAAAAAUCUGAUGUGUAUUUAUAAAAGAACGAAUAAUUCGAAAGUUUACAAUGUUGAAAUGAUACCGAAGUUCGUGAACGACAGACGAAUGUUUCUAGUAAAGAAAUUGCCUUUUGCUGAAAACAUUUCUAUGCCUGAAGCAGCUGAAGUUAAUGAUGACAUUGAUGAUGUAGUAGGAUCAGCAGAACUAGAUUCGAUUCGUGGAUUGAUAAAAUUGUUGGAGUUUGAUUACGAUCCGACCAUGUUUUCUAAUAUACAGGUUGCGAAAAAAAUGGCUUAUGUUAAGGGAAAAUUGUUGGGAAAAGAACCUGAAGAUGAGGAAGAUAUCAAGCCAGAUGACCAAAUGGUAUCUGAGAGAUUGGAGGAUGUUAUCAAUGUCAUGAAAGAAACUGGACUGAUAUGGGACGAGUCCGUAAAAAAGAGAAAACAGACGGGAGCGGCAUCCCAAUCGAAACGGGGCAAAAAAUAAAUAGUAUUUAUAUUUUAUUUUAUAGAAAUGUUUUUGUUUUUUUUUUAUUCGAAUCAUCAUAAAUAUUAAAUGAAAGAAACAAGCUGAUUUAACAAUUAUUCUUAUAAAAAAAUCCAAUUCAAAGCAGUAUUCGGCGGCGAGGCUAGGUGGUUUAUAUUUUAGAAAAGGUGCUGUACACGUUAUUAAUAUAGUAAUUCAUUCAGCAAACCGACUUUUUCGUGUCUACUACGAUUGACGAAUAAUGAUAAUAUAAUAAACAAUAAAUAUUUAUUUAUUUUAUAUUCUUAUACAAUAAAAUAAUUCUGAGAGAAAUA